Messenger RNA from Pseudocercospora fijiensis CIRAD86, 1803 nucleotides. RefSeq lists its product as uncharacterized. The coding region runs from base 1 to 1803 and encodes 600 amino acids. Gene Ontology annotation, molecular function: FAD binding; oxidoreductase activity. The transcript has 2 exons. The record is from RefSeq and is a predicted model, not a curated record. Lineage: Eukaryota; Fungi; Ascomycota; Dothideomycetes; Mycosphaerellales; Mycosphaerellaceae.
AUGGUCUUCCGCAAGCUCACAACGCUGCUCUUCUUUGGUGCUGCUUUGAGCCAGUCUACGGCUACGGUUGAGAAAUGCAGAUGCAUUCCAGAGCAGCCAUGCUGGCCAGCGGCGGCGGAAUGGAAGGCAUUCAAUCGCUCCAUCAACGGCAGACUACUUGUGAAUGCACCUGUAGCAAUCUCUUGCUACAAAGGUCCGCGUCAGGACGCUUCGGAAUGUGCAUUGAUUACGAAGCAUUAUUCUAAUAACAGUUUCCAGCAAAGUUUCCCAGUUGGAUACUCGUAUCCCCUUCAGCCCGAUUGUCCACUAAUACCGUUCGGCGAAGAAGCAGACGUUAGAUGUGCACUCGGAGAAGCACCGGUAUACACGGUGAAUGCUUCAGAAAUCGAACAUGUGCAAUCUGCUGUUGCUUGGGCCAAAUCGGCCAACAUUCGCCUCGUCAUUCGAGACACGGGACAUGACCUCCUGGGUAGAUCUAUGGGGUACGGCAGCCUUCAAGUCUGGAUCAAAUACCUGCGCAAAGGGAUUGACUAUCAUGCCCAGUUCGAUCGUGGUGUGAAUCGGAAGGCUGCCACUUUGUGGAAGGGCUCGGCCUUCACCAUUCGAGGCGGUUAUACAUGGGCCGACGUGUAUACCGAAGCAGCAAAGCGGGAUCUUCUCGUCGUCGGCGGUGGAACGCCAUCUGUAGGCUGUAUCGGAGGCUGGAUGCAAGGAGGAGGUCACGGACCUGCCACACAUGACUUUGGCUUGGGAGCAGACAAUGUUUUGUCCGCAAAAGUCGUCCUUGCGAAUGGCACUCUGGUCACAGCUUCAUCUGUCGAGAACAAGGACUUAUUCUUCGCAAUUCGUGGAGGCGGGCCUGGUACUUAUGGUGUCGUCAUCGAGACAACAGUAAAAGCCUAUCCCACUCAAAAGGUGUUUGCUCAGACGCUAGCGAUUGCAUCUCUGUCGGGAAAUACCUCAAGCUUUCUGGACACUGUUGCUGACAUCUACCAAGGAUUUCCCGAAUUGGCCAAAUCAGGCUGGUCAGGCUAUGGUCAGUGGACCACAGCUGCUGCCGUACCAUUUGUGGCCAAUUUUACCACUUCAUACACUCACGCUUUUGCCAAUUUCAGGCAACCACGAAAGGAAGCCGAAAGAGCUUUCGAUUCGAUAACCUCCAAACUGGUCGCGAAAAAUGGAUCAGAUUUGUUCGUCUCCAUAUCGUAUACCGAAACGCCUGACUACGCAGCAUUCUAUUCCAAAUUCUCGGGGGUAGAACCUCCAGCAGGGACAUACGGUGCAACAUCUGGUCGUUUCCUGGAUGAACAAUCACUCCUCCUAGAUCGAAGCGCUUUAAUGAAGGCUCUGGAGACAUUAGCUGGCACGUCCAAGCAGCAAACCACCAACGUAGUCGAAAUGUUCGGCGCUCCCUACGGCCAGAUCGGCAUCGACGGAAAAUCGCAUCCAUUGUCAGGCGUGAAUCCUGCUUGGCGGGAAAUGAUUGUGCAUCAUAUUGUCGCUCGCAGCUGGACGCAGAACACCGGCUCGGCUUCGAUUCGGCGGAUCCAGAACGACAUCCUGUAUGCCAAGGGAGGCGCAUUGCAGGUACUGGCCCCAAAGACAGGUGGAUACAUGAAUGAGAACAACAGACUCGAUCCAGACUGGAAGCGGGAUUUCUAUGGGGCCCAUUACGAGUCGUUGCUGGGGAUUAAAAGACUCUAUGAUCCUGCUGAUGUUUUCUUUUGUCCAACUUGUGUCGGGAGUGAUCGAUGGGAGGUGAUGACAGAGAGCGGACAGCUGUGUAGAACUAGAGCUCACUAG